GGUGCAUUGAAUCCGGUGCAGCGAUUACGAAACCGAGCGUCGUGCUUGCGUCACGACGCGUCUCGGCGUCGUCGCUAUGAGGAAGGUCGGGUGCGCGGGCGGGCGGGUGGACGACUGAUCUCACCUUAUCAUCGUUACUGCCGCAGCUGUGCGUAUCGAAGUUCAUGCGGUGGUGAGUGACGGUAGUAGGGGAGGCGAGGAAGGGUUCGACACGCGGGCCAUGCGGUUACCUGCAGCACUCGGACGUCGUCAUCGUUGGACGUCGCGUCAAGCCGUUUCCAUUGUCGCCGUUGCUGCCUUCGAUCACGGUUAGUGUGUGAAAUUAGGUUUUAGAGUGAUCACACUUGCUCUGCCUCAUGGUGGCGAUCACCACGUGUCGCGCCGCCGCCACCGCGGCCUUCAGGGCCGUAAUACUGGGCGCACCCGCCUCUGGCAAGGGCACCGUCUCCGCCAGGAUCGUCCAGCAAUUCAAAAUCGCGCACAUCUCCAGCGGCGACCGGCUGCGCUUCCACGUGACAGUCGGCAGCGACCUAGGCAGAGAAGUGAAACAAUACAUAGACGGCGGUAACUUUGUGCCGGACAACACGAUGAUAUCGCUCAUCAACGAGGAGAUCGAAUCGGUGAUGGAUCGGAAUUGGCUGCUGGACGGAUUCCCGAGGACGUUGACGCAGGCGGAGCGACUGCAACGGCUGCACCCGAUCAAUCUCGUGCUGAACCUCGUGGUGCCGACCUCCGUCAUACUGGACCGCGUCCGCAGCAGAUGGAUCCACUUACCCAGCGGCAGGGUCUACAAUAUCGGCUUCAAUGAUCCACAAGUGCCGGGCAAGGACGAUAUAACGGGCGAGCCGUUGAGUCAGAGGGAGGACGACAAGCCGGAAGUCGUGCAGAAGCGACUGCAGGACUACGCGACCAAGACCGAGCCGGUCGUGCGAUUCUACCGCGAGAUCGGAGUGCUGAAGGACUUUCGCGGCAACACCACCAACGAGAUGUGGCCGGCGAUCAGGGACUGCGUCGCGCAACAUCUAAGUUUUUAGAUUGAAUUUUAGAUAGAUUUUUUUAGAGACAAUUCAAAUCGGACGGCCGCGCGGAUCUCUCUGACUUUGAAAAGGAUCUACUUACAGAUCUGCUUGGGUCUCUUUAGGAUUUUUAGAUAUAAGCGGUCUAUUAAAUCUACAUUUGGAUAAAAAGCUAGCAGAUUAGAUUCGAUAAAAUCCUAAUGUCUAAGAACAUUCUUUUUGUAUUCUUAUAAAACUAGAGCAAACAGAUCUAUAAUCUCGGCCUAUCUGAGACGCGUGCACCGCGCACAAUUUUUCGAAUGAUAAGCGGAGAUAAGCAUUCUCGUUCGGCAACGAGUGUUUUUGUCCCGCAACAACGAGAGAAGAAGUUACGCGACGCGCUCUUUUCGCACCCACCAACGCACACAUGAUAUCGCGUUAGUCUGUAAGUACGCAAUCCCGUAUUGACAAUAAUAGGCUCGUAGAUGGUCUUUGAUCGCGAACAACGUGAUCGAGAGGAUAAACCAACGACAUUUUGUGAUAGCUCAACACAUUGAACGCCACGGCGAUCACCGAUGACAAUUGUCUUCAGCGAAUUAAACGUAUAACGCGUUGUUAUAGAGCUUAUUAAAAGUAGUAACAAAUAUAUACCAAGUAUCCCAAAAACGCUGCAUAUCUCUUCAAUGACAGAUUAUUUUAUAAUCAAUUUUUUACAGAAACGUUAAGAUUUUUCAGUUAUAAAAAAUUGAAGAUAUCUGAUUAUUUUUGGGACACUUCGUAUUUGUUAAAACUGCACGCACCAUUAGUCGCCUAAUCCUUAGAAUCUUGCGAGGUGAAUUCAAGCUCGUUUAUCAUCGGAUCUGUUAAAUAAGACGCAAAAGAUUCUUUGCACGCCGGUAUUUGCGCGACUAGCCUGCUGCUUGGCCAAAGUUCGAGGUAUAGUACAAAGUAGUAAUUACCACUGAAUAAUACAUUCUAGCGUGAUGUAAUAUAUCGCCAUAUGCCCACUUUAUUUCAAGCGUUAUAGCGUUACCGAUGUAUAGAGAGAUAUAUAACAAUGUUCAACAUAUUGUGUACAUCUUCAACAGUAUGAGUAUACAAUAUACGUACGUAUUAUGCA
This is a messenger RNA of Linepithema humile (Argentine ant), 2115 nucleotides long. RefSeq names its product Adenylate kinase 3 (gene Ak3). Gene Ontology annotation, biological process: nucleobase-containing compound metabolic process. Gene Ontology annotation, molecular function: AMP kinase activity; ATP binding. The record is from RefSeq and is a predicted model, not a curated record. Lineage: Eukaryota; Metazoa; Arthropoda; Insecta; Hymenoptera; Formicidae. Gene Ontology annotation, cellular component: cytoplasm; mitochondrion.